AUGGCGCUCAGCAUCGCCCAACGAGCGAACGACAAUGACACACAGAUGGAUGUGCUCCCGACGCCAGAGCCUGUCUCGCGCGCAACGACCUCACGACGUUCGUCAUGGUGUGAUGACGACCCGUCAGGCGAGGAAAACCUGACAAACGUCGUGAGUGUCGAGCCGACGCCUCCGGACGGUGGCUAUGGCUGGGUUGUCGCUGUCGGCUUGUUCCUGGUGAACACGCACACAUGGGGCAUCGCAUCUGCCUGGGCCAUUAUUAUGGCCUAUUAUCUCCGCACCCACCAGAUCGAGGGCUCCCAUCUUGAGUUUGGCAUCAUAGGCGGCCUUGCCAUCUCGCAGGCCCUCAUGGUCUCCCCGCUCGUGGGCACGGUGCGAAAGUACCUCGGUUCACGGCCGACAUCACUUGUGGGAUCUGUCUUGAUCUUUGUGGCGUUGCUCACAUCAUCCUUUGCGACCAAGGUAUGGCAACUGUUCCUCACCCAAGGGUUCUGCUUCGGCUGGGGCAUGGGUCUCUGCUAUGUCACCGCCUCGCAGCUCCUGCCACCUUGGUUCACCAGGAACAGGAGUCUUGCGGUCGGCCUGGCUACCUCAGGAACAGGCAUUGGCGGUCUCAUAUACAGUCUGGCUGCGCACAGUAUCCUGGAACGGUUGGGCAUAGAGUGGACGUGGCGCAUCCUCGCCUUUUGCUCCCUUGCCGGGAACGGCGUUGCUGCCCUGCUCAUGAGGGAAUGGGGAGGGCGGUCGCGCACUUUUCCGGAGGAGUUCAAGUUCAACCCUAGGGAUUUUGGACGCGUCGAGCUCCUCCUCAUCAUUCUCUGGGGCGUUUCGACCGAGCUGGGGUAUAUCAUCCUGCUCUACUCGUUGCCAGUGUACGCCAACUCCAUCGGUCUCAGCGCCCAGCAGGGCACUGUCGCCAACGCCCUCUUCAACGUCGGCCUGGCCGUCGGCCGACCUUUCCUGGGAUGGUUCAGCGACGUCUUUGGUCGCAUCAACGUGGCGGGGUUGACGGCCUUGCUGACCUCCAUCUUCUGCUUCGCGCUGUGGAUGCCCUCUACAUCCUACGCGUCGCUUCUUGCCUUCGCCCUCUUGGCAGGCUCGCUCUGCGGUACCUUUUGGGCGGCGGUUACACCGGUGCUUGCUGAGGUUGUUGGCAUUCGCAAGCUGACCAGCACCAUUGGCGUUGUCAUGAUCGCCAUGGUAGCACCAGCGACCUUUGCUGAGCCUAUUGCGUUCGCAAUGGCCGGGGAGACCUCGUCGUUCACGUCUGCGCAGCUCUUUGUGAGUUUCAUGUUCUUGCUCGGCUCCCUGACCUUGUGGUGCCUUCGAAGCUGGAAGAUCUUUGUUGAUGCCGAGGCCGAGGCGUCACGCAGCCACGGCGUGCAGAGAAGCGUAAAGAAGCACAACUGGUGGUUCUCAUGCCAUCUGCUCCUGGCAGCUUGGGGCGCGGUGGCUGCCGUGUCAGGGGCGUACGUCCAAACCCAUGAUUGCGCUGGCGGCCACACCGACCGAGGAAUGAAAGCCUUCAUUCACGGGUACGAGGAUGGCCACAUGCAGCUUCAACUCGACAUUGCCGACAACUUGGGGCGGAACGACCAGUGCGAGACAGAGCGCCAGGGGAACAAUGCGACAGCGAACCUGAAGAUGUCGACUCUGGGCAGUGUCCACGUCUACGACGCAGUCUCAUCCAACUACACAUGCCUGGGCGGUAUCUGGGGGUACUAUGAGUUCGACCUGAACGUUGUUCAGCCUCAUCUCAUCAACACAUACCUGCUCCGUGUCGAGCUGCGCAACUCCGCCAACGUGGUGCAGGGCUGUAUCGACGCGCACUUGACGCCAGAGCUCCCUGGGCCCUUUGUCCGGGCCAUCACAUGGGCGCCCAUCUGCAUCUUCGCGCUCAUUGUCCUCGUGGCCCUGUGGCGGGAGACUGCAAACCUGUCACACGACUGUAGUGAAGACUUGGGUCCUUCGACAAGGGAAUCUUCUCAUGGCCACGUCACACGCGUCGCUGACUAUCUCUCCUACCUCCAAUUCAUCUUCUUCUCGGCCGCGCUGAGUCUGCACUAUCCAGGAUUCUUGCAGCCUGUCGCCAGUCGCACCAGUUGGUCCACGCUCAUGUUUCCCGCCGGGAUGGUGCAGAGAAAGAGCUGGUAUCCAGGCGUCUCGGACGGCAUCUACGAGAGCAAUGGAACCAUGACGGGGUCCGCUGGCUUGGAGGUCAUGACCCAGGUGGUCGGCGGCGCCGUCACCGUUGACAAUUGGCUGAACAUUGUCUCCCUAGCUGCCUUGAUCUUCUUUGCUUUGGUCGUGCUUGUGUACCUGGGCGUCAAGCUGACCUGGUCGAGAGACUGGUUUCGAUCGACCCACUCGUUGAGUUUCCGUCACGGCGGCGACCAGCGAGCCGACCUCACGGCUGUUCUGUGGACCGCAGUUCGCCUGUUCUGUGCGUACCUACUUGUUCCGCUGGUGGCGUGGACAACGUAUCAGCUGGUUCACGUCGGGAACAUCCCCAUCUACUACUCUGUGGCCGCCUCUGCUAUUGUCUGCGCCUUGAUCCUCCUCGUUUGGUGGGCAACAUCCUAUGGAGACCCGCGCAACAUGGGCUAUCUGCUGGUCGAUGAUUCGAAGAACCACGGUGACGCGGCAAGUCCCUCGCGCAUGCGGAGCUACUACUCAACUGGCGUCUAUGUCAUGCUUGUUCUCCGAGGCAUCACCCACGGUGGUUUGGAAUUACACGUUCUCUACGUCUCUUCCCCGCCUGGCAUCGCCAGCAUCCUACCGAGCUGGCUCGCUCUUGUCAGAUGCGAACCAGCAGUCGUUCUUCCGACCACCGCGCACUCCAUCAGCCGUGCUGCCCUCCCGCUUGUCUUCGUCGACCUGGCAGCACGAACCCGCGACUAG
This is a messenger RNA of Emericellopsis cladophorae, 2901 nucleotides long. Its product is annotated as Major facilitator superfamily domain. The transcript has 4 exons. The record is from RefSeq and is a predicted model, not a curated record. Gene Ontology annotation, molecular function: transmembrane transporter activity. Gene Ontology annotation, biological process: transmembrane transport. NCBI's taxonomy places the organism in Eukaryota, Fungi, Ascomycota, Sordariomycetes, Hypocreales, Bionectriaceae. The coding region runs from base 1 to 2901 and encodes 966 amino acids.